Rosa chinensis is the source of this 1026-nucleotide messenger RNA. RefSeq lists its product as uncharacterized. The coding region runs from base 13 to 798 and encodes 261 amino acids. The transcript has a single exon. NCBI's taxonomy places the organism in Eukaryota, Viridiplantae, Streptophyta, Magnoliopsida, Rosales, Rosaceae. The record is from RefSeq and is a predicted model, not a curated record.
AAAACAAAAUGAAUGAAAUGUUGGUGGCGCCAAAAUGGUGGCGCCAAACGAAAACUUCCCGCCCCUCACUGCCCGCCACUCCUCCUUCUUUAUAACACAACCCCUUCCCCUUACCCCUCACAAUACCAAUUGCUCCUAUUCUCUACUCCCAAAGCCGCCAUGGUUCUAAAGCUCAAGUUAGCCACUCCAGCCAAGUUCUACGGCAGCAGCCUCCCGCGCCCUCGGAUCUACACGGACGUCAAGUUCAAUGACGAACGGGUCGACCCGCCUGUAGCCGUCAUGGAUCCGUUUCUGGCCUGGGCCAACGAGGCCCACUGGUCCAUGGGCGGCCUCAGCUUCAAGCGCCUCCGCCUCCAGGGCCGGAUCGAAGGCCACGUCGGCAAGCUCCGCGCCGAGCGGGAAAAGACCGAGGACAGGAAGCAAAAGAGCAAGAGGGCUUCUUCCGAUUCGCCUCCUUCGGCUCCGAUUGCGCCCAAGCGCCGGAGAUUCCUGGCUUUGAUUGAUGAAGAUGAAGAUGAGGAGGAGGAGGAGGAGGAAGAUCUGGAGUUGGUGAGGGGGAAGAGGCUUGUGAAGAAGCUGGCCGAUGAGUUCGAUAGGGUGGCUGAUGCGGGGAAGGAGACGGUGGCUUCAAGGACUCGGAGCCGGAAAUUGGAAGUGGAUGACGGGAUUGAGACGGAGACUCAGACUGUGAUGCAGGUGGCAAAGGAGGUAAAUAAGUUGAGCUUGAAGGGCAAAAAGUUGAAGAAGCGGAAGAGCAAGGGACCCAGGACUUCGCCCAGAUUGGCAAACCGUAGCUGAAGAAGCCUCUACAAAUGUCAUGUAAUUUAUUAGCCAGGAUUUUAGAUCUGCAUUUUUAAGUUAAAAUCUUUUGUUGCUUUUCCAGAUCUGAAAGAAACAAAAAAAAAAAAAAAAAUUGCUAUUUGUAUACAUCUCUUGCUGCUGUGUUAGCUUCUUUGUUCUUGUAAUACUGAAUGUGCUGCAUCAUAUGCACUAUGCAUGAGCAUGAAUGCAAUUCCUGGUUUCUUA